Dictyostelium discoideum AX4 is the source of this 222-nucleotide messenger RNA. RefSeq lists its product as hypothetical. The record is from RefSeq and is a predicted model, not a curated record. The coding region runs from base 1 to 222 and encodes 73 amino acids. NCBI's taxonomy places the organism in Eukaryota, Evosea, Eumycetozoa, Dictyosteliales, Dictyosteliaceae. The transcript has a single exon.
AUGAUUCAUGAUGAAGAUGAACUUAUCAGAAAAGAAUUAAAAUCAUUUGAAAAUAAAGUUGAUAACUAUGUAGAAGAUGGUUUUUGUUUAGCUUGUGGUCAAUUUACAUCUCAUUAUUUUAGACAUUGUAAUAAUAUUCAUCAAAAAUUUCAUGUUUAUAAAGUUAUAAUAGAUCUCUGUAAACCUUAUCCAAGAGAAUGGAAUAAAAUCAAUGGAGAAUGA